AUGGACAAUGAAGUGCGCCGCCAGGAAUCUCACAUCGAAUUGAUUGCCUCCGAAAACUUUACCAGUCCCACGGUGUUAGCCGCGCAGGGCUCACAGCUUACCAACAAGUAUGCUGAGGGCUAUCCCGGCAAGCGUUACUAUGGCGGCUGCGAGUUUGUAGACGUCGCGGAAGCCUUGGCGAUCGAGCGCGCUUUGGAGUUGUUUGGCGCUGACUAUGCCAACGUCCAGCCCCACUCCGGGUCUUCUGCCAACGCAGCUGUUUUCAUGGCUCUCAUUAACCCCGGCGACACUAUUCUUGGCAUGAGCCUGGCCCACGGUGGUCACCUCACCCAUGGCGCCAGCGUGAACUUCUCUGGAAAAAUUUAUAACGCUGUGCAGUAUGGUCUCGAUGUCGAAACUGGCGAAGUUAACUAUGCCGAGGUUGCUGCACUUGCAGCUGAGCACAAGCCAAAGAUGAUUAUCGCCGGUUUUUCCGCGUACUCACGCACAAUGGACCUGGCAAAGUUUCGCGAUAUCGCUGAUUCGAUCGGCGCCUAUUUGUUUGUCGAUAUGGCGCAUGUUGCCGGUCUGGUUGCAGUCGGUCUUUAUCCAAAUCCGUACCAGUGGGCUGACGUGGUCACUUCAACAACCCAUAAAACACUGCGCGGGCCACGUGGUGGCAUUAUUCUCGCGCGCAAGAAUGACGAAAUCAUCAAAAAACUGAACUCACUGGUAUUCCCCGGUACCCAGGGCGGUCCUUUGAUGCACGUCAUUGCCGGCAAGGCGGUGGCAUUCAAAGAAGCGAUGGAACCCGGUUUCAAGCAGUAUCAACAAAACGUGCUGGACAAUGCUGGGGCGAUGGUCGAGGUGUUCCAGCAACGCGGUUUCGAUAUUGUCUCCGGCGGAACCGACAAUCAUCUGUUCCUGCUUGACCUCGUGAGCAAGGACAUUACCGGUAGGAUGCGGACGCAGCGCUUGGCCGUGCCAAUAUUACGUGGAUUGCGUAUCGGCACACCGGCCAUGACAACCCGCGGUUUUGGGGCUGAGGAAUCAAAACUUAUCGCCGGAUGGAUGUGUGAUGUUAUGGAGAGCAUCGAAGACGAAACCGUGAUUGCACGGGUCAAGCAGAGUGUUGUCGAGCUAUGCGGUCGUUUCCCGCUUUACUCGGAUCGGCACUUGAAGCCGGGUUUCGACCAUGCUUGCGCUGUCGACGGAACCGCACCCAACAGUCCAGCCUGGAAUGGUGUCAAAACCACUGUAUCACGCGCCCUGCGAUUAAUUGAUGAGGGUGCGCUGGACCACGAUGAUAUAGAACAUUUUUCAGGCCGCCUUGGCGUUGGUUCAGACACCUGCGACGCCUGUUCGCACAAUACGUCGGUGGCAAGUCCGACCCAGGUUGCCCGCGCCAGAAGGGUGCUCACUGCCAAGAAGUUGAUCACCGAUUCAGAUCUGUCGAUGACAGAAGUGGCGCUGAAUCCGGUUUUAGCAGCGUCAGACAGUUAA
Nerophis lumbriciformis (worm pipefish) is the source of this 1482-nucleotide messenger RNA. Lineage: Eukaryota; Metazoa; Chordata; Actinopteri; Syngnathiformes; Syngnathidae. The record is from RefSeq and is a predicted model, not a curated record.